AGUCUUUGUGACGAAACUCUUUUAUGCCGGCGAGGCAAAAGCACAGUAGUUGAACUUUGGGCACCCACACGACUCGAGUGACGAGUGGACUUAGAAGUCGCGGCUUACUUUUGGAGCCGGAUGAGGAAGUGUUUGGCGACAUCCUUGAAGCACUGAGCCCCAUGCAGUCCCCCCCGCGAGCCGCGACGCACUCAUGAUGCACUACUCCAACUGGCUGAUCGGCGUUAAAAACAGGGCCAACCUUCGCAAUGCGUGCAAGGCGGCGGCGGCGGACGACGGCUGGAGCAACCGCGGCCACGAGCCCGGCGACGAGACCGGAGAGCUCGGCGACACCGCCCACCUCUGGAAAAGGGGCUACAAAAUCAUCAAGAAAAUUGGCGAGGGCUCGUUCUCCGUGGUGGUGAAAACGCAGAACCUGAGGGACGGCAAGAUGUACGCGUGCAAGAUGAUGCACCAGACGGUCAACAGCGUGGAGCAGGCCAACAACCUGCAGGAGGUCCAGGCGAUGAGGCGGCUCGGCCCGCACGCGAAUAUCAUCCACCUGCACGAACUCAUCUUCAACAAGGAAAUGGGCACGGUUUCGCUGAUCUGUGAGCUGAUGGAGAUGAACUUAUACGAGUUUAUCCAAGAGAGAGAAACGCCGCCGCCUGAAUACACCGUCAGAAACUACAUGUACCAGCUGUGCAAGUCGCUGGACCACAUGCACAGCUGCGGGAUCUUCCAUAGAGACGUGAAGCCGGAAAACAUUCUUAUCAAACAAAACGUUCUGAAGCUGGGCGACUUCGGCCUGUGCAGGAGCGUGCACUCCAAGCCGCCGCACACCGAGUACAUCUCCACGCGCUGGUACCGGGCCCCCGAGUGCCUGCUGACCGAGGGCUACUACAGCCUCAAGAUGGACAUCUGGAGCGCCGGCUGCGUCUUCUUCGAGAUUAUGAGCUUAAAUCCUCUCUUCCCCGGCGCCCACGGGCUGGACCAGAUCGCCAAGAUCCACGAUGUGCUGGGCACUCCCGACCAAAGCGUCCUGCGCAAAUUCAAGCAGUCUAGAUCGGUGAACUUCAACUUCCCCGCCAAGAAGGGCAGCGGGAUCUCGCGUCUGCUGCCCAACUGCGCCGCCCCCGCCGUGUCGCUGCUGUACCAGAUGCUGGCCUACGACGCCGACGAACGCAUCACGGCCGCCACGGCCCUGAGGCACACCUACUUUCGGGAGAUGCGGUUGGCAGAAAUGAAAUGCGAACGUCUUCCCGGAGUGUGCGGGCUGUUUAAAGGCAUGGAAAAGAACACACCUCACAUCACCUCGGACCGAACCAGACUGUGGCGACCCACUCGACUCAGCAGACAAAUGAGGGGGAGACACGCCAGGGCCACACCUUUAAUAACGCACAACCCGAAGCACGUAGCCGAGCCCCUCGGCCGACGCAACGCCGGACAUUACGAGCUGCCCAAAAUCAACGUGGCCGCCCCGGGCCCGCAGGGCUCCGUCCCGGGCUCCACGCCGCCCGCCUUCACCCUCACCCGCCGGGGCACCUUGCCCGCCAUCGUCUCUAAAAAGAGCUAGUCACGCUUGGCCAAGGUGAUCACAUUCAUUACUUGCUUUAAAAAAAAAUACACCAACAUCUAACUUUUUUUUAACAUUCGAUAAAUAUACUUCUACCUAAAUACAUUUUAAUCCAUCUUCAGAUUUGACUGCACUUAAGAACAGGAGUUGAACCAGUACUACCUUUAGUUGAUGUUUAUUUUACUUUUUUCACACGCUUUCGACCCUGCGUUUUAAGUGGUGAUCCGGCUAAUUUGUGCAUUUUUUUUUAAAUGGCCGCAAGUGAGACCGGUAGAAUAUACGUGCUGAGGAAGAGACUUUUACCAGUCCGGCCUGCUAGCGCUGCGCUAGCAUGUUACUGGCGUGUCUCAUUUUUGACGGGUAUGUUUUUUUUAACCGCCCAUUAGCACGGCGCUAGCAUUAGCAAUAAACUCUCUUGUGUACCGUC
Messenger RNA from Syngnathoides biaculeatus (alligator pipefish), 1982 nucleotides. Its product is annotated as MAPK/MAK/MRK overlapping kinase-like. Gene Ontology annotation, cellular component: nucleus; cytoplasm. The transcript has 12 exons. The coding region runs from base 194 to 1555 and encodes 453 amino acids. The record is from RefSeq and is a predicted model, not a curated record. Lineage: Eukaryota; Metazoa; Chordata; Actinopteri; Syngnathiformes; Syngnathidae. Gene Ontology annotation, molecular function: protein serine/threonine kinase activity; ATP binding. Gene Ontology annotation, biological process: intracellular signal transduction; protein phosphorylation.